Messenger RNA from Arctia plantaginis, 4698 nucleotides. The record is from the annotation of a GenBank genome assembly. Lineage: Eukaryota; Metazoa; Arthropoda; Insecta; Lepidoptera; Erebidae.
AUGUACAUGAGAUCGGUCGAUGGAAGUGUCUCAAAGCCGAGAAGUCGGAGAUCCCUUGAAACAUCACACCCCAAGACUGAAAAUUUACUGUCUUCCAAAGUAUCCCCUAAAGCUACUUUAAAUAUAUCAUUUGGAAUAAAAUCAACGACACUAAAAUCUUCACCUAUAAAUUCCACGCCUCAAAAAACCUAUGAAAAGCGCAAAACUCCUGAAGCAACCUCCAAACCUAGUUACAUACCUCUUUCCAAGAAAUCCGUUGAUAGAAAUAUUCGUACUUCGACGUCACCAUACAAGCAGGACUUAGCUAGAGAAACCGCAUCUAAAACAGAUAAAUCGAAAGUGGAAGUACCUAGAAAUCGAAAUACACGCAAAAGUCCUGAAAAAGCCAAGAGUGACACAGAAGGUAAUCGUAUCGAUCGAAGACAUCGAGCUCAAAAAGAUAGUGAAAGUCUUAGCGAAAAAUAUCAUUAUUCUAAGAAAAGACUGACUAGUAUAGAAAAUAAUUCACCAAGAAAAACAAAUGACACUAAAAAUGUUUCGCCUAAAAAUGUAAUAAAUGUUAAUUCUCAAGCGAAUCAGGAUACAAAUGUAAUUGCUUGUUUGAAAAUUUGUUUUGAAAAUUCUAAUACUCCUUCUAAGAUGUCUACGCUUCACGAAACAGUUAGACCACACAGCUCUAGACUUUCGCAGGAGAUGGACAGCUUAGCUGCGUUGACUAAACAGACAUUAGAUAGGGUUAACAAAUUGUCGAAUAACUUAACUAGUACUAAGAUAAAUUUAGACGCAUCUGAGCCUCGUUUCGACUCUUUAUUUACGCCAAAAGCCGAAAUGAAAAAUAAUAAUCACGGAUAUAAUUAUGGGUUAUUAAACGAAAAGCCCUUAAUUAACAGAGGAGUAACUGAACGAUUAAGAGAUAUAGACACGGCAGCUCAGAGACUGAUUGAUUUUGAAAAACAGAGUGCAAUGUUUUCUGAUCUCAAUAACGAUACGUCUAGUCAAAAUCGCCGUCACGAUACUUCGUCGAUGUCAUGUAGUCAUACGCCCGUGUCUAUUUUAAAACGAAAACCUAUUCACGAAGAUGUUGUUGCAUCCAGUUCCGCUAAUCAUGCUAUUGCAUCUCCCCCAGUAACAUUUUCACCUAACGUUGUCGAACCACGAAACGGUCGACCUGAUAACAGACAACGUCAAGGUAUUUUGAAGAAACGUCGAAGUUUAGAUGAGUCUCAAGUAGCACGAAGAAGAUCAUGCAGCCCAGAAGUUUCUUUUGCUGAAGAUGGAGCUUCAGAAAUAAGCAAAUCUAUUUUGAAAAACAGAAGAUCGUCUUUGGAAGAUGUUGUAAGAAACCGAUCACCGGAUGGCCAAAUCCAAGGCAUCUUAAAAAGAAAAUUGAGUAGAGAAGAAGAACACCAGAACGAUGAUGUCUCUCAAGGUUCGCCCGAACCUCAUGGAAUUCUAAAACGGAAGUCUAACUCUAGUUCUAGCAGUAGUACUGCCUCAUCUCACGUUUCAAUUGCUCAAGCUGUAUUGCUAGCAGCGGCGGGGGGUGCUGAGAUUGUUGAUGACGACAAAGAAAUUGUUAGACCUAUAUUAAAGAAGAAGAGUUUUUCUGAAGAAAGACCUUGCCUGGAUAUUGUUCCAUCUGAAACACCCAAACCGAUUUUAAAGAAAAAAUCAGUAGAACACGAUGAUUAUGAUUUCGACCUUCCUAAGAAACCGAUCCUAAAGUCAUCAAAAAAAUUAUCCGGAGACGAAGGACAUGCUUCUAGUUUCGAUUUGAGCGAAGACGACCGAAGCUCCCGAAGGCCUUCGCUUCUCAGAUCCAGGACAUCUGACCAUUCGGGUUCGGAAUGUGAAGCUACGGUUAGACCUAUUUUAAAGCAAAGAGGUUCGAGUUUAACUAGGGAACGUAGCCAAUCGCCGCGCCCACGACUCUCUUUUUGCGCGGACAACGAUGCGAACAUUAUUAGUGUGACGAAUUUCAGUUGCGACGCGAACGACUUGUCGGCGGCUGGACCGCGACGAGGCUUAAAUAUCGUGCCCGCACCUAGUCAGGAAGAUAGUUAUCCUUGUGCAGUGCUAAGACGUAGGAAUCUUCGUCCUAAGUCAAACCCGCGAUCAAAGAGUCUUGCUUGUGAUGUGAAUGAUGAAUUACUGUCAAUUCUAAACAACCGUAGAUUAAAGGUGGAUGAAAAUUGUGAAAACGGAUUUUAUGAACCGUGGAAACUCGUUGACCACAACGACAUUGGAGAGGAUAGCAAAGAAAAAUCCUUUCCUUCAAUUGCAUCAAGGAUAAAGUCAAUGGAACAAGCUCUGACUAAAGAGUUGUCACCACGAGACCAACCUUCUACUUCCAGGGCAAAAACUCGCGACAAAGAGCGUUAUAAAACUCAACCCAUAACCAUAGAAGAGAUGUGUUCAAUAACUUCCAGUUUGGAGCCGGGCCAAGCGCGUUUUCAAGCGUUCGGCCCAGCGGGCUGUAGUUUUCCGAGUCAAUCCGUUGAGUCCGGUGUUGCUCCCUCUGCUGGGGGCAUAUUUCCCCUUGCGGGGGAUCCCGAAAGAGACCCCUUCAUAGAUUACGAGAAGGCACUGGAUUCGCCACCAUUUGGUUUGAGUUCAUUCAAUGCAAAGUCGCCACCGGUUACCAACUGUCUCUCAGACAGUGGAAGUGCCAAGGACGAUAGUUACGGAGAAGCUACUUUUCUAGACUUUGAGAACAUUGGCGUUGACUCAGAUAGAAAACAGUCGACAUUGGAUGCGAUAGAGCAAGAAGUGAACAAGGUUCGAGUCGCCCUUGAUGAAGACAGCCGUGCUUUGGAGGCCGAUGAGAGACAACAAGCGGAGGCUGAUAACUGGAGUUUAAAUGUUUCUUGUGAUAGUGGUGUUUACAAUCGGGCCUCCUCCAGAGAUUCCGGACCACAUUCCGGUGAAGAGCUCGGUUUGAUUGAGAGACAGGAGAUAGUCGAAAAUCACACUACCAACAGCAGUAGUAACGAGUGGUCUCCAUCCUCUAUUGAGCGUGGUCUUCUUAACAUGGAUCGCGAAAGGAAGUCUACAGAAACGGAGGUUCUAAAAAGCCCUGAAGAGGACAGGAGUGACGAUGAGGACAGAGAGCCUAGCGCCUUCACACUGGGUCUCGCUAAGAGCAACAGUGUGGUUGCUAGAGCAAGCAUGUGGCAGCAAUUGCAGCAGCAGGCGAAAGGUACACCAAAACCUCUGCUCCGUCACAGUCGCUCCAAGUUGAAGGAAGGUCCUUCAGUUGCGGAUAGAUUCAAGACCCAGCCGAUUUCCUUCGUUGCGAUAGAGCAACCCCAAAAGGAAGAAUCUACCGAACAGCCGUUCUCUCUCGCUCAGUCCAAAAGUACUGCAAACGUGUUGGACAGGGACGAAGAUGCUAAGUUAGACGAGGAUGAUCCAGCGAAGAUGUCUCUUUCGGAGAAAAUGAAAAUGUUCAACGCGAAACUGACUCAUAAGCCGCCGAUGGCCGGUUUGCCCAGGCCUAAAGAAGAUAGAGUGCCGAGAACCUCCCGCCUGAGGACAAUGCCUGUGUUGGCCAGUCAAGUACAGGAAGCAAUGGAACAAAAUGAGAGGCUCACCAAAUCUUUGACGCACGAAGAUGUGCCGCGCACUAACGACUUUCAAUUAAAAAUGGAAUUAUUCCGUUCGGCCAGCGCAAAGAAUACAUCGUUAGAGUAUAUAAUGAGGCAGAACUCUAAGUUUAGGAGCUUAGAUCUGGACGACGACUCGCCGUCUGAACGCGCGCAGAGAAUGAUAACGCCUGAAGUGCGCGGGAUUCUGAAGUCUGGAUCUACUGUAGUGCCCAGACCAAAAACGCUGGCGAAGGGAGAAAGUUCUGAGGUGUGUACAACGAGAGGUUUAAAAGAUGAGGGCAUAGACAGUUCCUCGGACGAAGAGUCUGUCUCAGCUUCAACAGUUUCUUCAUCUGAGAAGAGUUGCUCAUCUUCCGACAGUUCUGAUGAGCAGCCGGAUCCAAAGCCUAAGAGAUUCCAGCGCAAGCCGAAUAAACUAAAGAACUCCAGAACAGAAUCUGACCUUCCUAGACAUCAAGACCCAUUCACACGUCAACAAGAUCCGUUCCCUAGACCUCAAGAUCUAUUUCCUCGUAAGAUUCAAAUGCCGUGUGCUACUGAACUCAAGGAACGCUUAACUCAAGCCAAGAAUCCUGAUGUUAAGAUCCCUAUGCUUGCCAAACUUGGACGUAAACCUUCGGAAGAGUUGAAGAAAGAAGAUGAUCAGAAUAGGUACAGAAGAUUCGUAAAGAAAAUCGAUGAACCUAUUCAGCUGGGCAAGCUGCGCAGGCCAGUGGAUAAGCCGCCAGCACCCCUGCAAGAAGCACCUCCUACAGUUCUCAAAAUAUCAGCUUUAAACCAGGCUGCUAAGGACAAGUUCUUUGGCCUUGAUGCUGCGAAGAAGGAGAAAAGUAUUGACGAGCUGGCUGCAGCAGUUAGAAAGUACAUUCCACCGAUGAGCAAAUCAAUGUCGAUACACACAAUGGAGGUGCCAGGUUCGGGCAGCGACGGAGAGAGCAGUGGCGGUCGUGAAGUGCGACACAUCAACAGCAGAGUUCGACACAGGUUCCUAGAGGAAACUAUUUUGGAUUCAUUAUAUCGUUCUAAACAAUAUGCAGGUAUAACAAAAAGGUGUUUCCCACAUUUAGGUACGGAGAUAUGGUUGAGUUAA